Molecule: messenger RNA, 956 nt
Organism: Pseudomassariella vexata
Lineage: Eukaryota; Fungi; Ascomycota; Sordariomycetes; Amphisphaeriales; Pseudomassariaceae
Product: triosephosphate isomerase
Exons: 4
Coding region: 84-827 (247 amino acids)
Biological process (GO): glyceraldehyde-3-phosphate biosynthetic process; glycolytic process; glycerol catabolic process
Cellular component (GO): cytosol
Molecular function (GO): triose-phosphate isomerase activity
Source: RefSeq, a predicted model, not a curated record
UUCUGCCAUUCAAGUAUAUCCUAGCCUUCCCAAUAACUUCAUUCUUCACACAUUUCCCGAGGAAAUCACUACACUCGGCCAACAUGGCUCGUCAAUUCUUCGUCGGUGGAAACUUCAAGAUGAAUGGUACGGUCUCGUCUAUCAAGGAGAUCGUCCAGAACUUGAACAAUGCCCAAUUGGACCCCAACACUGAAGUCGUCGUUGCACCCCCAGCCCUCUACCUCCAGCUUGUCCGCGAGAGCCUGAGGAAGGAAGUCGGUGUCGCCGCCCAGAACGUCUACGACAAGCCUAACGGCGCGUUCACGGGCGAGAUCAGCGUGUCGCAGCUCAAGGACAGCAACAUCCACUGGGCUAUCCUGGGCCACAGCGAGCGCCGCACCAUCCUGGCCGAGACCGACGAUAUCGUGGCAUCCAAGACCAAGUACGCAACCGAGAACGGCGUCAGCGUCAUCUGGUGCUGCGGCGAGUCGCUCGAGCAGCGCGAGGCCGGCAAGACCCUCGAGGUCAUCGCCGCCCAGCUCGCUGCCCUCAAGAAGCAGGUCGGUGACUGGAGCAAGAUCGUCAUUGCCUACGAGCCCAUUUGGGCCAUCGGCACCGGCAAGGUCGCCUCCACCGAGCAGGCCCAGGAGGUCCACGCCAGCAUCCGUGACUGGCUGAAGAAGGAGGUCAACGACAAGGUGGCCGACGAGACUCGCAUUUUGUACGGUGGCAGUGUCAGCGAGAAGAACUGCAAGGAACUCAGCAAGCAGAAGGACAUUGACGGAUUCCUGGUCGGUGGUGCUUCGCUGAAGCCUGCUUUCGUCGAUAUCAUCAACUCGAAGUUGUAAAAAGUGGGCCAAUUAUUCGUAAUGACACGGCUGUGAGUUAGAUCACUUGGACUCACUAGCUUGAUGACAAGGCAAAAAGGGGUUUGGUACGGGACGGGAAGGAUACGGAUUCAAGGGAUAGAUAGAACG